Messenger RNA from Symbiodinium sp. CCMP2592, 2349 nucleotides. NCBI's taxonomy places the organism in Eukaryota, Dinophyceae, Suessiales, Symbiodiniaceae. The record is from the annotation of a GenBank genome assembly.
AUGGAUCGCACUGCAUCGGCCGAGUCGACAGGGAGCACUUCCAGCCCCACAUCUGGGGCAGGACCGAUGGGCGUGAAGGUCGUAGCUAGUACUUGGGCUCGCGACUCUCACGACCUCUUCGACUUUGAAGCAAGUCAGCUGCAAACGCAGACUUUCACAGUCCCCAAUUCGGCAAAAUUUGUUCGGUCUGGAACAGAUGUCCAGAUGUUCACGGACAACGAAAGCCCACCCGCAGGUGGGGAGCCUAUGCUCCGUCUAGUUCAGCGAGAGGGCUGCUAUUGGGUGGACAAGGUAGCUCCCGCCAGCAACAGUUCCAAGAAACUGUGGGUAGUAGUUCGGGAUCUGGCUACGUCCGGACAUAAGCUGUCAGAAAGUGACGUGAUUAAGCUUGGCCGCUUCAAGUUCAAGGUUCGGCAGAUGGUGGCAUCUGAGUCGUCCGCGGUCCAGCCGGAGCUGCAUUUGGAUGAUUCUGCUGGGUCCACAUGCGACAUAGAGUCGGAUCAUGAGACCCGCCUGGCGUCGACGUCUUGCCGUAUUUGCCUGCUGGAGGGAUCCUCUGAUGAUGACCCCCUCAUCAGGCCUUGCAAUUGCAGAGGGUCGAUUGAGUAUGUCCAUCUUGGAUGCCUCCGCCACUGGGUCAAGGGACGCCUGAACAUUGCGGAUACACCAGAAGGCUCGUACUUCUAUCGGCCGUUGCCUUGUGAACUGUGCAAGGCCGCAUAUCCAGCCUCAGUUACCAAAGGAGAGGACAAGAUGCCUCUUGUGGAGGUCCCGAAGACAAAGCCCCCCUUCAUUGUCCUCGAGAACAUGAUGCGUGAUGCGCAGCAGCACAGCAGCCGCGGUUUGCAUGUGGUGUCUCUUGCAGAGAACAAGGUCCUAAAGCUUGGUAGAGGCCACGAAAGCAAUGUGCGCAUUGCAGAUGUGUCGAUCUCGCGCUGUCACGCCAUAAUUCGCUAUCAGAAAGGCAGCUUCGUGCUGGAAGACCAUAACUCCAAAUUCGGUACUCUUGUGGCCAUGAAAAAGCCACGCCCACUUGAUCAUAGCAGCGCUAUCUCAAUUCAGGUUGGGCGCACUGUUUUGUCGCUGUCUUUGCAGUCGGAGCCGCCUGGCGGGCCGGUCAAUAGCCCUGCCACGACAGAGGAAGAAACUCCAAUGCAGGGCGGCAACUGUGAUGUGCACAGCAUGGUCCGGCUGCGGGAGUCUGGGUUUCCACACUUGAGAGCGACUAAUGGCUCGAUGCUAGACGCGAUUAGAUGCGACGGGGCAACAGCCAAGAUACGUUUCGGCAAGGAAGCAUCAGAGCAGUUUCUCUGCCGAUGGCCACUUUUGGUUCACGUCAUUGGGGACCAUUCCCUGGCACAUGCCUUGCUGACGCUGAGCUGCUAUUUCCUUUUCGACCAGGAGGACAGCGCUGAUAAGUUCAUCAAGGAUUACCAUGGGCACCAGUUUGUCGACGGGCAAGGGGAAAGCUUUCGUGCUGUCGCUUGCUUUGCUCCGUAUGCCAAAGUUCCCCGCCAGAAGGUGACGAAGGAUGCCCGUGACGGAACUAUCUUUGAAGAUGCUAUCUACAAGCAGUUUUUGGACGGAUUGGCAGUCCCGAAGACAUUCGAGGCUCCGCCAGAUCCAGUUUCGGAGCUGCAACCUUCGAGCAAGAAGGACACCCCAUUGUUAAAUUACAUGAAGACCAGGGCUGCUGAGAGAAGAGCUCGUCAAGAGAAACGUGAAAGGGAACGCAAGAGAUGGCACGACCGACUGGGUCGAAUAGACGAAAAGCCCCGAUGGCGGUGCGCGGAGUGCGGCACCGUGAAGCAUUUGGAAGAAGAUCCAGAUUCAAGAGGAACCUUCUACUGCACGUACUGCUGGGAGAUCUGGGAAGCUCAGGAGUACAAGCAGAAGAAGAAAAAGAAGAAGUCAAAGAAGGCCGAGGAAUAUGCAGAAGAAGAAGAGGAGGAGGAUUGGUACGAGGAGCCGAGCAGCAAAAAGAAAAAGAAGAAAAAGAAACAUGAAGCGUACGAAGAAGAGUGGCAUGACCACGCCAGUGGCUGGCACAGCUCUGAGCAAGGAGACGACUGGGCCUGGUACGAUGCAGAAGCAUCUGAGGAGCCCAAGAAAAAGAAGAAGAAAAAGAAAUCGAAGGACGAGGAUGAGUAUGGUGCUUGCCACUGGCACGAAGAGGACUACUGGGGCGAGCAGGAGGGCAAAGCAAAAUCUAAGAGGUCAAAAGCCAAGGAGUCCGAAGAGUGGUGGGAAGAGUCGUGGGGGCCCCAUACCAGGCUCACCUGGGCUGGCAAAGCAAUAGCCAGCGUUGACAAGAACACGUCUGUUUGCUUGGCUGAUGUUUCAGACUGA